Hippocampus zosterae (dwarf seahorse) is the source of this 1688-nucleotide messenger RNA. RefSeq names its product homeodomain-interacting protein kinase 2-like. NCBI's taxonomy places the organism in Eukaryota, Metazoa, Chordata, Actinopteri, Syngnathiformes, Syngnathidae. Gene Ontology annotation, biological process: intrinsic apoptotic signaling pathway in response to DNA damage by p53 class mediator; positive regulation of transcription by RNA polymerase II; peptidyl-threonine phosphorylation. The coding region runs from base 243 to 1595 and encodes 450 amino acids. The transcript is spliced from 2 exons. Gene Ontology annotation, molecular function: transcription coactivator activity; SMAD binding; transcription corepressor activity. The record is from RefSeq and is a predicted model, not a curated record. Gene Ontology annotation, cellular component: PML body; cytoplasm; nucleus.
CUGAUGACAGCUGACUUUGGACGCGAGGCGGCGUAAACCUAGAACUAUUGUCCAGCUCGUCAAUCGCAGGACACAGAUUGACAAAAAGACCCGAUCCAACAUGAAAACUCCCAAUCUCAGAUCUCCGAGGCGGAUCUGUUAGUAGUUAAAAAAGAAUCCCCGGACAUCAUGUCGAUGAAAGUCAGUUGCCAAACUUGAAAUUUCUAAUCUAUGCCGUUUUUCUUACCAUCUCAUUUAAGAAAAUGUCAUCGUGCAUAAACUCUUUAACUUCAGAUACAUCACAUGAUUCAGUGCUGCUGAUAACAUGUAAUGUCCAGACAGGCCAGAUAUUAAACAGUGGCUCCUCCCCGUACACCGUCCUGGAGUUUGUGGGCAAAGGUCGCUUUGGAAAGGUGGCCAAGUGCCUAAAAAAGUCCACCAUGGACACAGUGGCCGUAAAGAUCAUUAAGAAGGAUGCUUUUUUUAUCAGGGAUACUGAGAAGGAGCUGGCCAUGCUCAAGAUGGUCAGUGACUUGAACCCAGACCAUGCCAAUAUCAUUAAAUUCUUUGAAAGGUUUGAAUAUAUGGGUCAUACCUGUCUGGUUUUUGAGAUGCUCGACUGUCAUCUGUUUGACUUGCUCAUAGGACGAAAUUGGGAGCCGAUGUCUCUGAGUGAAAUCCGCUCAGUUGCCAAACAGUUGCUGAUGGCCUUGGAUGCUCUAAAGCGCCUUGGCAUCUUACACACAGAUAUCAAACCAGACAACAUCAUGUGUGUCAACAAGCAGGACUGCCCCCUCAGGGUAAAGUUAAUAGACUUUGGUCUAGCUCAGGUAGUCUCCAGCGUUCAUCCCGGGAUGAAGAUACAGCCUAAAGGUUACAGAGCUCCAGAAGCUGCCCUUGGUCUUCCCUUCACUGAGGCUGUAGAUGUUUGGAGCGUCGGUUGCGUUCUGGUCUUCCUUUACAUAGCUGACAACCUCUUCCCUGUUGACUGCGAAUACCAGAUGAUGAAGUGUAUGGUGGAUGUUCUGGGUCAGCCACAGGAUCACGUGCUAUGUGCCGGGAAAUAUACCAAACGCUUCUUCACUAAGGAGGAAGCCAGUGAAGGUCUACACUACAGACUAAGGACACCAGAGGAGUAUGAAGCAGUCAACCACACUGCACCUCUCGAGUGGAGCGGCUUCAUUGAACCACCCAGCUCUCUGGACGCCCUUAUGACCUUUUAUCCUGUACGGGGUGAGGUCGGGGAGCUGGAGGACCGCAGAGCAUUUGUGGAGCUUCUGAAAUGGAUGCUACACCUUGACGGGAACCAGAGGAUCUCUCCUCAUCAGGCUUUGCUGCAGCCAUUCAUUACAAUGACUCACCUGAGCAAAGACCCCGACAAUCAGUGCAGUGAUUAUAUAAGCACUGCUUGCAGCAUGAUGAAAAACGUGCAAGAGGACGACUGCAAAGACAAAUACCCAGAAAACCAGUGUUCUGAUAUGGACAAACUCAUUGAAACAGCUCAAUCUACUUCCCUGGAUUUCCGUAGCACAAUUUUUCAAAGAAUUUACAGACUGUGUGGUCGAAUCACCCCGUUAUUUUCUUGUUUUAACCCCUCAGCGGAUGACAGUAUGUAAAUGCUUCUUAAAUGCUUUUUUCCUUUAUAUUUUAAUGUAUAUUUAUAUUUGGUAAGUCCCAUAACAAUUUACAAACCCCAAUUCCAAUGAAGU